This is a messenger RNA of Leptopilina heterotoma, 3518 nucleotides long. RefSeq lists its product as uncharacterized. The record is from RefSeq and is a predicted model, not a curated record. The transcript has 7 exons. NCBI's taxonomy places the organism in Eukaryota, Metazoa, Arthropoda, Insecta, Hymenoptera, Figitidae. Bases 237 to 2276 code for a protein of 679 amino acids.
CGGAUACCCUACCUGCCUUAGUCCUCAGCAAGGAGCAAUUAGUUUCCUUUUAGUCGCAGUUCCGUUUAGUCGUGCGUUGGCAUCGAGUUGCAAGUCAGUGAUUCAGUGUUUUCAAAAGUGCAUCAAUUUAUAAAUGUGUUACAAGUGCAAUUUUCCUCAAAUCUAAGAAAUUGUUUGGCGAUUCUUAUUUCCAAUUCAAGUCAAAAUUUUCAGAAGAAAGCUUCUUUUGAAAAAAGAUGACGUCAAGUGCAUCGUGGAUUAAAAAUAAUAUGAUGGGAAUGCAGUCAAAAUCUCCUAAACGUGUGAUGUCAGAGGCAGAAAUGAGGGUGCAAAAAGCAUUGCAAAAAUUAGAAAUUCCAGAAUGGUACCUCAAUAAACAUUCUAAGGCACCGAAAAUUCUAAAAAAUGACACACCCAUUGAUUAUAGACAGCCCUCAUGGAAACAGGGUACUUCGAAGCAAGUUAUACAAAAAGCUCGUCACACUGAAGAAAUUGCUGAUCCUACUCGCAUUUACAGCAGAGAAACAAGAACAACACCAAAAUCAAAAAUUGAACUCGCAUAUCCAUCAAUUAAUAACGCAAAUACACAUCAAAUCACCAUUGAAAAUCAAAAGAACAUUUUAUCACCAAAAUGUAAAAAGACCAUUCAAGAUCCAAUAACAUUGGAGAAUGUUAAACCAAUUGACAUCAGUGAAUAUAAUAUGCAAUUAUCAUCAACAUCAUCAUCGUCAUCAGUAUCAUCAUCAACUAAAGAUAAUGACGAUUGUGAGAAAUCGCAAAAAACAAAAUUGGGCAAUAAGAGUAAUAGUUUUCCGAAAAUCUCACCAUCACGAAAAGUGCAAAAUAUUAAUAUUGUCCUUGAACCAACAUCACCAUUGACAAAUAAAACAGCAGGAAAUAAAAUCCUAAAGAAAAAUCAACAAAAUAUCGACAUUAAUUCAAAUAUGAAUUCGGAAAUUAAUAGAAUGACGGAGAAUUUUGACAGUACAUUUAAUUUAAAUGAUUCUGAUGGUUAUAAUAAAACGCCAACUAACGAUAAAUCAAAUCAAUCGUCUUAUUUUAAUAGUUCAUUGGUGAAUGUCAUUACACCGAAGCCGUUCUGCAAAAAAAUUGGUACACCCUUCAUGACGCCUGUUAAUAAUUUUAAAAUUCCGCAAUUAUCAACACCUGAUACUGGAAAGAAACCUGCUUUCUAUACAAGUACCCUGGAGAGGCCUUCACCUCUAAAACCAACACCCUGGACAAAUCAGGAACAAACCUUUGGACUCGAUAUGUCGAUUCCGUCGACAUGUAAUACCACAGCUACUUCAUAUAUGUCGACUAAGGCAAGAAAUGGCAAUGCUCCGGGAGAAGUAAAGAAAGAUUUUUUGAAUUCGACAUAUUGGGUUGGAGAGAUGAAACCAGUUGGCAUGGAUCCCAACAAACCUUGCGAGGAAUGUGGAUCGAAAUUGCCCCGAUUUUACGCAGUGGUUACAAAAAAGAAGAACUUAAUAAACAACUUGAUAAACGAACGGAAGUCCAUUAUUGAAUACAAAGAACAACAGUUGAAGAAAAUGCAAAGACAAGUUCCGGAAGAAAUUGAAAUGGGAAGUGUCAGUGGAAGCGGAACUGGAAGUAGAAGUGGAAGCGGAAGGGUAUCUGGAAGUAUAAGUGGAAGCGUGACUGGAAGCGGAAGUGGAAGCACAACUGAAAGCGUAAGUGACAUCGAGUCAAACUCUGCAGCCUCCCUCUCGUCAAUCUCACUAUCCUACAAGGGAUCUGAGAUCGGAACAGCCAAAGUACCAGCGACUUCAACUCUAAAGAGCAAUAUUAGAAGUCCAUUUAGAAAACAAUCAACAACUCCCAAAAAAACCACCACCACUACCACCACUAGCACUAAUAACACAAAAAAUGGCGUCCAAUGGAUUCCAGUAAAGCAGGAGUACAUUGAUAGGGCAAGCAGAUUUUUGAGCAUGACCGAACAAGAAAUAAGAGGACAACAAAGAAGGUCUUCUAUUCAGAAACUGGAAAAAACCACCAAUUGUGCCAGGAAGUCACUUGGGGAAAAAAAUUUAGAAGCAUUCGAAGCACAACAAAUGGUGGCGAUGAAGAAAUUUUUACAACUCGAGGAAUGUGCAAUCAUAGAAUCGGGAUAUUCAAGUCGAUCGCUAAAAACUGACUCUCUAUUUGACUCACUAGCUUCGAGUAGAACUUGGUUUGAAGAUUCCGUUUCUGACGAAACUGAGAGCGAUUAUUCCUUCUCCUUGAAAGGACGACGGGCGAUGAAAAAGUAUUAAGGUACUUUGAAUUUUGCAAAAAUUUCUCUACACUGAGAAAACUGUUUGUUUACCUCACAGAUCAAAAAAUACGUCAAUCAAAAAAUAUGUUUCAAUUAAACAAUGUUCUUUAACACAGUUUUCUUGAAAGUAACAAAUUGAUACUAAAGUGUAUCAAUUUGAUACACAAAGCUUAGAUCAAUUUUUUAUUUGAUCCACGUUUUGGUAUCAAGUUGAUACAUUUUAGUAUCAAUUUGAUAUUUUCGAGAAAACUGCGAAUUGAAUCGUUAAUUUCGAAAAGGGCUCAACUUAAAAAAGUGUAAUUCUCACUUUUAUAUAAUAAUUAAUAGUGAAAAUGUCUCUAACGGUUUUUGAGAGUUGAUUCCUUUUCGAAAUUCACGAUAAAAUUAAAAUAAAUUAUCUUGACAUAAUAAUCAAGAUAAUAAUUCCAAUGAAACAUAAUUUUUCCUUGACUGUCUAUUAAAGAAAAAUAUAUUUUAUAUUCAAACAUGUUUUCUCAAUGUACUAAACUUUAUAAGUAUUCAAAAAUUUAUUGUAAUAUAGAUUUACUAAUAAUUCUAAACGAAAUCGUAAAUUUUAGUGCCGAAAAAUAUUUUCUACCAAAAAAAAUUAUAUUUAUUAAUAGUUCGUAUUUUUUUCUUAUAAAAAAAAUAUUUUUCGGUUAAAGAAAUUUCAGAAGCAUAAAAAUGUUUCUUACAGAUAGAAUUUUCAACAAAACAAAAAUUCCACCAUUUAUAGUUUUUUACUGAAGAAUGUUUUAUUUUUAAAUUUAUUUUUGUCAACGAAACUUUCGAAAAGAAAAUUUUACUAAACAAAAGUUUUGUAGUUUUUCAGCUUUCUAAAACAUUUCGUUAACAAUUUUGAAUUUAAAUUCAAAUCGAAAUGUUAAUUUCGAAAUAAAAAUAAUUAUAAAAAUAUAAAAUAAUUUAAAAAUUGUUAUAAUUAUUUUUAUUUUAAAAUUAACAUUUCUAUUUGAAUUUAACUUUAAUUACUUUCGAUUACGUUUACAAUUAUUAUUUUAUUUUUUGUCUUCCAAAGACAGUGCAUAACACACAAAGUAAGUCAAAUAGAUCAAACGGCUGUGUUUUUGUUUAAAGUAUAGUAAAAAAUCUUAAUAAUAAUAAUUACAAUAAAUUAUAAAAAAACAAAUUACUUUUAACUAUUUAUGUACUUUUUCGUGAUUUUCUACCACGAAAUUCGAAUUCUAUAUGAGGUAUUUUUUUUUACGAAACAAUAUACGUU